AUGCUCCAUCGACUUGGCCACCCUUUGUUCUUGGUAGCACGCAAUGUAUCUCGUACGUCAACACCUCGUCUAGUCGCCAAGAGAGUCCUUCCAGGGGUGGCGGUAUCAACAUGUCGUCCUGUCGUUGGUCCUGCACUCUCGAUCCUCAUUGGCCGAUCCCACAUUGCCACUGCCACAAUGACAAAGACGACGACGGCCACUGCUACAGCAACGGCAACUUGUGAGGAGACAGCAACAACACCCAUGCCAUUGCAGUACCGUACCUUGGCUUUUUACAAGUUUCAUGACUUGUCCCAGGUGGAUCUAGCUCAUUUCCGACAACAGCUUUUGGACGAUCUCGGUCGAUUGGACAUUGUAGGGCGUGUCUACAUUGCUCAUGAAGGUAUCAAUGCACAGCUCUCUUGCCCCGAAUGGCGUAUCCAAGAAUUGAGGACCUAUUGCAACCACAUCCUUAAGCCAAAGCUCGGUGGUCAAUUGAUGGAUUUGAAUUUCGGUACCGAGGAUUCGGCAGGGCCAGCUGCAUUCCGUGCUCUCCACGUUCGCAUUCGUAAACAGUUGGUAGCCGAUGGUUUGGAUCCCAAGAGUUAUGAUUUGACCAAUCAGCCAUCCCACUUGUCUCCUGCUGCAUGGCAUGAAAAGCUCUCAAAGUACAAGGAAACGCAUGGCAAGGAUCCCAUUUUGAUUGAUAUGAGAAACCAUUAUGAAAGUGAGAUUGGCUACUUUGAAGGUGCCAUUCGACCCAAUGUGGAUUCAUUCCGUGGUAGCGUCAAGUCGAUGAAUGAGAUUUGCAAGGAUGUUCCUCGAGAUCAAGAAGUUUUCAUGUACUGCACAGGUGGUAUUCGAUGCAGCAAGGCGGGUGCCAUUCUUCAAUCAGCUUCUGGUUUCAAACAAGUACAUCUUGUGGAAGGUGGAAUUACAGCGUAUGGUCGAUGGAUCAAGGAGCAACAGGAUAAGCGCACAUCACUCUUCAAGGGCCGCAAUUUCACCUUUGACAAGCGUAUGGGUGAGCCUAUCACCGAUCAAGUCCUUGGCAAAUGCCAUAUUUGUGGCGAACCAUGCAACCGAUAUCAAAACUGUUCCCAUGCAUCAUGCAAUUUGCUCAUGCUGUGCUGCUCAAAAUGCGCCUCCCAAUUCCUCAACACAUGUGGCCGCUUGCAAUGCUACGAUGUCGUCCAUGAUUUCAAGACGCAAACCUCGCAUUAUUUCAAUCCUGAAGGUCCCGUUAUCAUUGAUGGUGUACGUGCGUUUAUCAAAAAGGGUGAAUCUCCUGAGCAGGAUCGUAUUGUCAUUGGCAAGAGUGGUGUCAAGUGCGAGCAUGAUUAUCAUAAACGUGUACGGGCUAGCGAUGUCCUCGGUGAACCUGGGGAUGUGCUCAAACAAUGGAAGGCUGCUGGUCGAGAAUUACCACCUUUGUCAACAGAAGAAUCAGCAUAA
Molecule: messenger RNA, 1434 nt
Organism: Lichtheimia ornata
Lineage: Eukaryota; Fungi; Mucoromycota; Mucoromycetes; Mucorales; Lichtheimiaceae
Exons: 4
Coding region: 1-1434 (477 amino acids)
Source: RefSeq, a predicted model, not a curated record